AUGGCGCACACAUAUAAGCCGCGCGCGGUGCGUUUGUAUGAAGAUAACCUACUUCCUUACUCUUUAUACUAUGACAACACUUACGUUGUUUUGCCGUUUUUGCUGAUGUCCUGGUUUGGCGUGGAUCAAGUGAAGUCCAACUCAUGUAUUCGAACCGCAUGGAUUUUCAGCAUUUUGGGCACUAAGUCUGAGCCCCCUUGUACAAGCCGAAUGCCAGAAUCUAGUUCAACGCUUUCCCCUCGUGGUAGCUGGAGUUUCGAGGUAAGCGCAAUAAGGCAUCGCGGUCUCGGUCUAGAGCAAGAGAAGGAACGGGAAUUUUAUGAGUCAGUCGGCAAACGAGCAGAAGGAUUGCCUGAUAGUAAGCAAUUAGCGCCGCCCAUGGACACCUGGAACGAACAGAAGCGGUACGAGUGCGUUGCCGACGUUUUGGGGAUUAGGGAUUGGGGCCGGAGGAGGGGUGGGGGCUCCGGUAACCUCACUCACACGGUGAAACACAACGCUGUGGUUGUUUCAGUUCGGUUUUCUUUGAGGCCGUGCAUACGAGGUGGUUCGGCGAACGUGUACAUCGCAACUUCAGAUAAAUCUAUUCAUGGUGGACCACGUGUGUAUGAUGGAAAGUACUGGCACAGGCCACAUGUGCUUCUGCGAGGAAGAUAUGUGCAAUGGCGCGCAAACACCGGUCGCAGCACUGGCCUUGGUCGCAACACUAGUCGCAUGUGCAUGCCUAAGGUGAAGUAG
Messenger RNA from Spodoptera exigua (beet armyworm), 738 nucleotides. The record is from the annotation of a GenBank genome assembly. NCBI's taxonomy places the organism in Eukaryota, Metazoa, Arthropoda, Insecta, Lepidoptera, Noctuidae.